Triticum aestivum (bread wheat) is the source of this 2385-nucleotide messenger RNA. RefSeq names its product MDIS1-interacting receptor like kinase 2-like. Gene Ontology annotation, molecular function: ATP binding; protein kinase activity; protein binding. Gene Ontology annotation, biological process: protein phosphorylation. The transcript has 5 exons. The record is from RefSeq and is a predicted model, not a curated record. Lineage: Eukaryota; Viridiplantae; Streptophyta; Magnoliopsida; Poales; Poaceae. The coding region runs from base 1 to 2385 and encodes 794 amino acids.
AUGGCCAGCUUGGUGAGCUCAAACUUCUCGGCUCUUCCAUUCCUCCCACAGAUUGACCUGCAUAAUAACAGUCUCCGUGGUGCACUACCCGCUAGUAUCGGCUCCCUAACAGCACUUUCGGUACUUAACCUUCACCACAACCAGAUCACAGGCAAAAUUCCUUACGAGAUUGGUGACCUACAAAGUCUCAGGCUGCUUGAGCUCUCAUUUAACAGACUCACAGGACAUAUCCCUGCGUCUCUGGCAUCCUGCAGUAGUGAGCUUUGUUCAACUGCUUUUUCAGGUCCAAUUCCAAUCUUCAUCACAAAUCUCACAAAGAUGGACAUUCUAACUCUCUGUGAAAAUCAAAUCACAGGCUCCAUCCCACCGGCAAUAGGCAACCUCACUAUGCUCAGUGAACUUUCUCUGUUUACAAAUCAAAUCACAGGCACAAUACCUUCAGAAUUGGGCAUCUUGUCGAAUCUCCAAAAUUUUGACUUGUCCGACAACCAAAUAUCUGGCUCUAUUCCUGACAGCUUAGGAAAUACUUCCAAGCUAGUAGUACUACAACUCUGGGAAAAUCAGAUAACCGGCUCAAUACCAAAAUCUUUUGGGAAGUUGCAAAGCAUCAAAGAAAUACAAAUCUUUAGUAACAAAUUAUCAGGUUCUCUUCCUCAAGAAUUUGGAGAUCUCAUAAACCUUGUUGUACUUGGGAUGUCUAACAACUCACUUUCAGGACCUUUACCCGCAAAUAUAUGUUCAGGUGGCAGACUUCAAUAUCUCAUGGUCUCUUCUAAUAUGUUCAAUGGCCCCAUUCCAAGGAGUUUAAAGACAUGUAUAGGUUUGGUUCAACUUCACCUUGAGUCAAACCAACUAACAGGCGACAUAUCUCAGCAUUUUGGUAUAGAAAAGCUAAGCAGUCUAGAAUACCUUGAUAUAUCCGCAAACUUACUGAGUGGAUCAAUACCUGAGCAACUAGGGGCCUGCAUGAAACUAAGGUCCUUGAAGAUCAACAAUAACAACUUCGGUGGGAGUUUGCCUGGAGCGAUUGGAAAUUUAGCAGGCAUGCAGAUCAUGUUUGAUGUGAGCAACAAUAACCUCAGUGGCGUGUUGCCACAACAACUUGGGAAGUUGGAGAUGCUAGAAUUUCUGAAUUUGUCACAUAAUCAAUUCAGUGGCAGCAUUCCAUCCUCCUUUGCAAGCAUGGCGAGCCUUUCAACACUUGACGUGUCCUACAAUGACUUGGAAGGGCCAGUCCCAACAGCACGGCUACUCCAAAAUGCUUCAACAAGUUGGUUUCUUUUCAAUAAAGCUGCUCACCAUAAACGGAAGGUAAUUGGUUGGCUUUUACCAAUUGCUCUUGUGGUGGGGUUCAGUAUUGUUGCUGCAAUUGGUGUCAUAAUAAUGUUUAGUUGUAACAAGAGAAAACCACAAGAAGGUGUCACUGCUGAAGCAAGGGACCUAUUCUUUGUUUGGAAUUUUGAUGGAAGAUUAGCAUUUGACGAUAUUGUAAGGGCAACAGAAGACUUCGAUGAUAAGUACAUCAUUGGAACAGGAGGAUACGGCAAAGUCUACAAGGCACAACUCCAAGACGGGCAGCUGGUUGCUGUGAAGAAGCUUCAUCAGACCGAAGAAGGGUUGGAUGAUGAAAGAAGAUUUCACAGUGAAAUGGAAAUUUUAUCACACAUCCGUCAACGAAGCAUUGUCAAAAUGUAUGGAUUCUGCUCCCAUCCAGUGUAUAAAUUUCUCGUCUAUGAGUACAUUAAGCAGGGAAGCCUCCACGGGACAUUGGAAAAUGACGAGCUAGCAAAGGAAUUAGAUUGGCAGAAGAGAAUUACUCUUGCAACUGAUGUGGCUCAGGCAAUAUCUUAUUUGCACCACAAAUGCAGUCCACCUAUAAUCCAUCGAGAUGUCACGAGCAACAACAUUUUACUUGAUACAUCCUUCAAGGCUUUUGUCUCGGAUUUUGGCAUAGCAAGGGUUCUUAAGCCUGAUUCGUCAAACUGGAGUGCACUAGCAGGAACGUAUGGCUACAUAGCUCCUGAACUGGCGUACACAUCUGUUGUGACAGAGAAAUGUGAUGUCUACAGCUUUGGGGUGGUUGUGCGGGAGCUACUGAUGGGGAAGCAUCCAAGAGAUCUACUAGAUGGUAGUUUCUCAAGCGGGGAACAAGGCAUGCCGGUGAAAGAUAUUCUGGACCAACGGCCGAAUACGCCAACAACAACAGACGAGAGUAGCUUAGCUCUGGUCAUCAAGGUGGCAAUUUCUUGUUUGGAAUCUUCUCCACAAGAAAGGCCAACCAUGCGGGAGGCAUACCAAACACUCAUCCAGCGACCCUCUUCUAGCUCCUGCCUCGUGCCUUUCAGUGCACUUACAUUACAGCAAGCGAUGCAUGUUGAUAUAUGA